Messenger RNA from Strongylocentrotus purpuratus (purple sea urchin), 5687 nucleotides. RefSeq names its product DNA repair protein complementing XP-C cells homolog. The record is from RefSeq and is a predicted model, not a curated record. Gene Ontology annotation, biological process: mismatch repair; nucleotide-excision repair. Lineage: Eukaryota; Metazoa; Echinodermata; Echinoidea; Camarodonta; Strongylocentrotidae. Gene Ontology annotation, cellular component: XPC complex; nucleotide-excision repair factor 2 complex; cytoplasm. The transcript is spliced from 17 exons. The coding region runs from base 332 to 5671 and encodes 1779 amino acids. Gene Ontology annotation, molecular function: damaged DNA binding; single-stranded DNA binding.
UUUCAAUUGAUAUGAUUAUGUUUACCCUUUUUACAUGGAUACGCGAUUGCAUUUCAUUUUUUGUAAUUGAAUAAGACUAGUAAAAUGAAUUAUGCAACAUCUACACAUGUCAUUCCUUGUUUAUAAAGAGCAGAGCUGAGAUGAUCCAGGGAUGGCGAAGUUCCAGUUUCUCUGAUUAAAGCAGUGGGAAUUUCAAAUGAAGCAGAGAGCAGAGAACAAAAUUGGAGAGGAUUCAGGGACAAUAGUUAGCAAGGAAUAUACUACAAGCAACAAAACAACUUUCUAUUGCACGGCAGCCUGAUAUGACGUUAGCUGUUGCAUCAAGAGCAUCAUGGCAAAACGUAAGGUGUCUGGUCCUGUGAAGGCAUCGAAAGGAGGCAAAGGAAAAACCAACACAGAGCCUCAAGACAAGAAGAAGGAACCGGCUAAGCAAGAUGUAAAGGCCAGGUCAAAGGUCAAGGAAGGUCUGAAGUCUUCGGUCCAGGAUGAAGAGUUAGCACCUGCUGAAGUCAUUCAAAAUGGAAGGCGAAGAGGCAGGAGCGCCAAAUUACAGGCUGUAAAGAAAAUGGCAACCAUGCAGGAAGAUAUCAAAGGGACAGAAGGCAGCGGUGAUGAUGAUGAUGAUGAUGAUGAUGAUGAUGAUGAUAAUGUUUGCCUUGAUUUAGAAUAUGAUGAUGAAGAAGAUGAAGAUGACUUUGAAGCAACAGUACGAAUAGAGAAGAAAACAAGGCACAAACCUCUCUCUAGUGAAAAACUUAAAUCUCAAGGUAAAAGCAAACUACCUAAAGAAGAUUUGAAAGCUCAGGUGAAACAGGUGGAGAUGAAAUAUGAGGAACGGUAUGUAUCCCAGGCUUCACAAGAGCAGUUUCUUUCAUUAAGUGAAAGUGAUUCUUCUUCAGAAGAUGAAGACAUUGGAAGUUCGAGCAAGGUGAAAGGUUCUUCGUCAAAGCCAAUCCCUGAUAAAUCUAAAAGCGUAAAUGCUGCAGCUGAUAAAUCAAAGGUGAGGGAGAUGAAAAAGGAACUGAGUGGAUCCUCUCCUGUAGUGCCAUCUCAUUCAGCACUGAAGUCGAUGUUUGAUGACUUAGAAGAUGUCCCAGAUCUUGAAGGUUCUCAACCAAGGAAGGAUGGAAGAUGCAUUCAGUCCUUGUUUGAUGAUGUUGAUCAAGAAAGUGAUCUUGGAGAUUUAAGGACCCAUGAAGAACAAACUGAUGCAAAACCAGUGGUUGCGUCACAGUAUUUUGCAAACAGUGAUGCGGAGGAGUGUAGAAGUCCUGAUCGGAAAAACCUUACCCUUAAGGAGAAGCUGAAUGUAAAUGAUGCAAUAUCUACUGUCAAAUCUACUCUCUCUGAUGAAAUUAAAAAGAAGGAAGAUGAUGAAAGUGAAUAUGAGGAAAGUCCUCCAAAGAAAGCCAAGAAACAGAUCAGGAAGAGGCCGGCCACAGGUAAACGAGCUGCCAAAAUUGAGGAAAAGAAGAAUGAGAAACAAACCAAGAAAUAUAAUGAUCCUAAUGCUUCACCAGCUACUUCACAGUAUUUUGCAAACAGUGAUGCGGAUGAGUGUAAAAGCCCUGAUCGUAAAAAUCUUACCCUUAAGGAGAAGCUGAAUGUAAAUGAUGCAAGAUCUACUGUUAAAUCUACUCUCUUUGAUGAAAUUGAAAAGAAGGAAGAUGAUAAAAGUGAAUUUGAGGAAAGUCCUCCAAAGAAAGCCAAGAAACAGAUCGGGAAGAGACCAACCAAAGGUAAACAAGCUGCAAAGAUCAAGGAAAAGAAGAAUGAGAAACAAACCAAGAGAGAUGAUGAUCCUCAUGCUUUACCUGCUACUUCACAGUAUUUUGCAAACAGUGAUGGGGAUGAGUGUAGAAGCCCUGAUCGGAAAAACCUUACCCUUAAGGAGAAACUGAAUAUAAAUGAUGCAAGAUCUACUGUCAGAUCUACUCUCUCGUAUGAAAUUAAAAAGAAGGGAGAUCAUGAAAGUGAAUUUGAGGAAAGUCCUCCAAUGAAAGCCAAGAAACAGAUCAGGAAGAGACCAACCACAGGUAAACAAGCUGCCAAAAUUGAGGAAAAGAAGAACGAGGAACAAACCAAGAAAGAUUAUGAUCCUAAGAGACCAACCACAGGUAAACAAGCUGCAAAAAUUGAGGACAAGAAGAAUGAGAAACAAACCAAGAGAGAAGAUGAUUCUAACACUUUUCCUGCUACUUCAAUGAAAAGAGGAAGAACUAAAAGCCAGUCUACUACAUCAAAUACACCUGUAGUGAAACCAGAAAGAAGAAGAGGAGGAGGAAUAGUAGAUCAACCUGAUGUGGGAGAUGGUGUCAAAAGUCUCGAAAAGAAGAGGAAACUUUCCACUGUGGUGAAAAACUCCUCGGCCAGUACUGUCAAGAAAGUUGGAAGAGGAGAUCAAGUUGAUGUAAAAGAUAGCAUCAACAGCCCAGUAAAGAAAGGGAAACUUUCCACUGGGGUGAAAAACCCCUCGGCCAGUACUGUCAAGAAAGCUGGAAGAGUAGAUCAAGCUUAUGUAAAAGAUAGCAUCAACAGCCCAGUAAAGAAAGGGAAACUUUCCACUGGGGUGAAAAACUCCUCAGCCAGUACUGUCAAGAAAGCUGGAAGAGGAGACCAAACUGAUGUAAAAGAAAGCAUCAACAGCCCAGCGGAGAAAAGGAAACUUUCAAACAGGAUGAAGAGUUCCUCAGAUGAUGCGGUCAAGAAAGCAGGAAGAGGAACAACCAAGGGAAAGAAGGAGACCAAGAAGAAGGUCAAGAAGAUGGAGAUUAAGGUGGAAGAGGAAGAUGCAGAUAUGUCAUCUGAUGAUAGCCACUCAGACUGGGAGGAAGUAGAAGACACACCGAUGAAUGAAUUAGGAGAACCCAUGCUGGAGCCGAGUCCCGAGAAGGAAGCCAAGGCUGAGACAAUGUCCCUAGAGAUUGAUAUUGAUCUACCAGGAACAUCCAGAGCAGGAAAGAAAAAGAAGAAAGAAUAUAACUGGGCAAAUUAUUUCCAGUGGCAAGUCAACAAAUAUAACAAGGAGAGACAACUAGAGCUACACAAGGCUCAUCUGGUUCUGCUUCUUGCUAGUAGUUUCCAUAGCAACAAGAUUUGCAAUAAGAUGGAGCUUCAGUGCGUGGCUCUCUCCACCGUUCCAGUCGAGAUUCUAUCAAAGAAACCGAAACAACUCAAUAUAAACUAUCUUAGCAAAGUCCUUAGCUGGUUCAAGAAUUGUUUUAAGAUCAGAUCUGAUCUGAAGGAGGAUUUGAUGACAUCGCUUGAUUGGAUUCUACCAUCCAUGUUUGCAAAGAGACAAGCAGCUUCAGAGAGGCAACUAGUUCAUAUGUUUGCAAUUAUUCUGAGGUGCCUAGGAGUAGAUGUACGUCUCAUUUUCUCUCUCCAGCCGUUGACCUUUAAAGCCAAGAAGCUUACCAAGAAAUUCAAGAAAGCGAAUGAGAAAGCUCCAAUCAAGAAACCACCGAGUCAGAGUUUAAUGAAGGAACGAGAGAAAGUGCCUUCAAAACAGUCCAGUUCUUCUGGUGACAUCUCAUCUCCUUCAAAACCUCAUCAAUCACCCAGCAAAUCUUCUUCAAACAAGUCAUCAGCGAGUGCUCUAAAGAAGCAUUCCACAAAUGCAAGCAUGAAGACAAAUCUUCCAAAAUCCAGACAGCAGCCUACCAAACCUUCUUCAAGCAAGUUAUCAGCAAGUGCUCCUAAGACACAAUCUACUUCAUCAAAUAUGAAAAUGUCUUCCUCAAAAGCAGCUCACCCGCCCAGCAAAUCUUUAUCCAACAGUUCAUCAUCUAGUGCUACUGCAAAGACGACAUCCUCAGACACAAAGAUGAGUCCUUUAAAGUCUGGUCAGCGACGUAACAGCAAAGCUUCAUCAGGCAAAUCAUCAGCUAGUGCACCAAAGACACAGGCCACUUCAUCAAACCCAAAGACUACUUCUUCUAAAGCUGUGCAAGGAAAGGGUAAAGCACCCAGUGGGCAAGCCAUAAAGGAGCAGAAGAUGGCACCAAAGAAAAUAUCUGGGAGCAAGAUGAGAUUAGAUAUGAGCAGGAGCACUGGUAAGGAAGGAGGAGAGAAACAGCGAUUACCAUCCAGUGGAGGACAUACUCCGAAGAGAACCCUUAGGGUAAAGAACAACACCAGAAGGACAAUGGCUUCAAAGAUGAACCCAAAGUAUGACCAGCAGGAUGAAUCAGGCGAUGAUGAUCACAGUGACUAUGAGGAGGAACUGAGGAAAUCUGCAUCCAAGAGGAAGUCAAGGGCACCGUCUACAAAGGGAUCCUCCAAGAAGAGAGCAAAGAUGGCAUCAUCAGUGUCCAGCAUCGAGGAAGUUUUAUCUGACAGUGACUUCGAUGUUCAAGUGAUGAGUGUCACCAAGCAACCAAGGAAGACUGAACCUAAGAAGGGUGGAAUCAAGAAGAAAGCCUCGAGGAAGGUCUUGUCAUCUGAUUCUGAUGAAUGUGUUAUGUUGGUAGACAUCUUAGAUCCAGGCUCUGAUUGCUGGCUUGAGGUGUAUCUAUCUUCUGAAAAGCGUUGGAUGUGUGUGGACUGUGUGAGAACGCUGAUUAACAAACCUGAGAUGUGUGAGAAGAAAGCAACCCAACCCAUCACAUAUGUUAUCGGUGUGGAAAACGAUGGUUGUGUGAAAGACGUGACCAGAAGGUAUGCGUCCAAGUGGAUGACAGAGACUCACAAGAUAAGACCUGUUGAUGAAUGGUGGGAAGAAACCCUGAAGCCAUAUCAGAGCUAUAAGGAUAGAGACAUGAAAGAGGACUCGGAUGUUCAGAGUAACCUAACAAACAAGCCGCUACCUACAUCUGUAGGAGAAUACAAGAACCACCCACUAUAUGCCUUGAAGAGACAUUUACUGAAAUUUGAAGCUUUGUAUCCAGAGUCUGCCGCCAUCAUGGGAUAUUGCAAAGGAGAACCUGUGUAUUCCAGGGAGUGUGUACAUCAAUUGCACACAAAAGAGACAUGGAUGAAAGAAGGAAAAGCCAUCCGCAUCGGUGAGAAACCUUAUAAGAUGGUCAAGCCAAGACCAAAAUGGAAAAAAGGACAAGGUAUGAUCAAGACGGAAGAGGCUAUCCUGGGGAUAUAUGGGGCCUGGCAAGUUGAAGAUUACAUCCCGCCUCCAGCAGUAGAUGGCAAGGUGCCUCGUAAUGAGUAUGGAAACGUGGAGCUGUUCAAACCUACCAUGCUGCCUGCUGGUACUGUUCAUCUCAAGCUUCCUGGUCUGAACAGAGUUGCUCGUAAGCUGAACAUUGAUUGUGCCCCAGCUAUGACAGGCUGGGAUUUUCACUCGGGAUUUAACCACCCUGUAAUGGAUGGAUUUGUUGUCUGUGACGAGCAUGUAGAUGUCUUGGUAGCAGCUUGGGAGGAGGAUAAGGCAGAGCAUGAGAAGAAGGAAAAAGAAAAACGAGAAGCCAGAGCCAUGAACCACUGGAAACUCUUCAUCAAAAGCCUUCUUAUAAAGGAAAGACUUAAACAUAGGUAUGGGGAGAAUAAUCCCAACUUUGAUGCACCAGGUACAUCUCAACAAUCAGAGAAAGAUGGAAGAAAAGAUUCCAGUCCAGUCAAGGCUUCAUGGCCUGAGAACAAGAUGACUGCAUUCACAGGAGAUGAAGGGAAUCUUCUGCCGUUUGAGAAGAAAAGUAAGAAGAAGAAAAAGCGAUGAUUUUCCAUUUCCACUA